Molecule: messenger RNA, 1346 nt
Organism: Megalops cyprinoides (Indo-Pacific tarpon)
Lineage: Eukaryota; Metazoa; Chordata; Actinopteri; Elopiformes; Megalopidae
Gene: tbc1d7
Product: TBC1 domain family, member 7
Exons: 8
Coding region: 263-1147 (294 amino acids)
Biological process (GO): negative regulation of TOR signaling; activation of GTPase activity
Molecular function (GO): GTPase activator activity
Source: RefSeq, a predicted model, not a curated record
CUGAAUGAAGCUAGCUAGCUAGCUAGCCAGCAUAGUAAAAAUUUCACUGGGUAAAUGUUGUUUUCCCGUAAAGCCAGUUCUGUAUAUAAAUGAAUAUAUUGUUGCCUCUGUGUGCAGUGACAUUUCAAAGAAGGAAAUCGGUUCCGGGCUUGCUGAGAUUAUCGCGAUAGCUAUAAGACAUCCACACACGUCUUGUGCGGAUAUACAUACACUGGAACUACGUGGAUGUAGCAAGGCCUACAAUAACAACGUUAAGGAAGUCAUGGCUGAGGACCCACAGAGAAACUUUCGCUCCGCUUAUUACGAGAAAGUGGGGUUUCGCGGAGUGGAAGAGAAGAAAUCGUUAGAAAUCCUACUGAAAGACAAUCCGCUGGAUGUUGAGAAGCUUUGCACAUUCAGCCAAAGGUUUCCUCUUCCCUCAAUGUACCGCGUCCAUGUCUGGAAGGUACUGCUAGGCAUCCUUCCCCCUCACAGCGACUCCCACACCCUGGUGGCGGGCUACCGCAGGGAGCAGUACGAGGACGUGCUGGAGGCCCUGCAGGUGAUGCGCUUCAUACACGGCACCACGCCCCAGGUGGAGGUGUACCUGCGCAUGUUCCAGCUGGAGGCCCAGGAGCUGCCCCGGCGCUCGGAGCUCUUGCCCCCGGGUGACGAGGAUGAAGAUUUUCUGGCCAUAGGAAAAGCUAUGGAGGAGAUAGUAGAAGACUCUGUGGACUGCUAUUGGCUGAUAAAGUGCUUCGUUAACCAGUUCAACAACAAGUUUGGCGACUCCAUACCUCACAUGCCCAAAAGCCUGGAGUAUUAUUUGGGCCUGGAGGAUGCCAGACUCCUGGCCCACCUCAAGUCCUGCAGCGCCCUGAGCAAGCUGCCUUACAACCUGUGGUUUAGGAGGUGCUUCGCCGGCUGCUUUCCAGAGUCCAGUCUGCAGAGAGUCUGGGACAAGGUGAUCAGCGGCUCCUGCAAGAUUCUGGUGUUUGUUGCGGUGGAGGUUCUCCUGAGCUACAAGAUCAUGCUGAUGGGCAUGAGCAGACCAGAGGCCAUUGUGCAGUUCCUGAGCAACAUACCACAGGAGAAUACGGACGCCAUAGUGACCAAAGCCAUUGACCUGUGGCACAAGUACUGCGGCACACCAAUGCAUUCCGUGUAGCCUCUGCCCUCUCACCACCGCAACCAGCCAGUCUGCAGGAAGCUCCGACGUCUGUCUCCCCACUGCAGUUUAUCAACACAGCGUCCGCCUGCCGCUCGCUGAAGGAGACAGGGUUCCCUUCUCCCUCACAGGAACACUGACGAGUGCAAAGCACUGGUUAUGACUUUUGGGAGCCUAACCACAAGGUCAAGGGUUUGAA